CGGAAAAACAAAAACUAAUGCAUCUCUGACCAGCAAAUGAUCACCAGAAUCUUUUGUGAAGUAGUUACUCUUACUAAAUAAAUCACUUGACCUUUAAUCAUUGAAAGAGAAGAGGAAUGUGUACAGUUGAGGAAAAUAACAUAAAAAUAAUGAACGGAAUUUUUGUAAGAUGAUAAGUUUAUGUAAGCCAUACGUGUUCUCUUUGGUGUGUAGCAUUAUGCAACCCCUCGGCAGUAUAGUGACUAUUUUCUACUGAUGAACUGGUAUUGCUUUCUCACAACUGUUAAUGUGUAUUGAUUUUAUGACAAGUCUAGGGUACUGUUUCAGGGGAAAAUCUUCUUCAGAGCCAGAGAUGGGACUAAUUCAGUAUGUGUUCCUGACCCUGACUGUGUCUGUUUGGCACAUCUAUGGAUACAGUAGCGGGGCCCCUUCAUUCACCUGUCCCAGCAUGAUGCCCUCCCAUGGCUCCUUUAAGCCAAAGACUAACCCAGCCAGAUACUACCAGAUCACUAGCAGUACUAGCUCUUAUACACCUGGAGAAUCAGUGUCAGUGACUAUAACAGCCCUGAAUGGAGAGCAGUUUAAAGGGUACCUAAUAAGAGCCCAAGAUGAGGGAACAGGAAAUCCAGUGGGAACCUUCAGAAUUGCUCAAGGAGGGAAACUCCAGUGUGGCCCCACAUCAAACGAAGCAGUGACACACACCACAGGAGCUCUGAAGACAACAGAAACAUUUACAUGGAUGGCACCAGCUAAUGCCAUUGGAAACAUCGUUUUUGUGGCAACCAUUGUCAAAUCCUAUAAAGACUUUUGGACAGAUGUUCGCUCCAGUCCUGUAAGUGUUGCGGUCACCACCCAAGAGACAACCACAGCUCUGGACACCACAAAAGUGACUGCCACCACCAAGCUGGUUACCCCCACUACAGUUUCUGAGGUCACUGAAAAGAGUACAGAGGCUGUAGUUCCUACAACAAACUCAUCUGUAACCUCUACAGCAAAGUUGUCUACAGAUAGUGUAACAAAAUCAUCUACAACAGCAGAAACAACACAGGCUCCAGUGACGGGGGCUUUGAUGAUGGACGCCAGAUGUGGGGAUACCUGGGGAUGUUUUGUAAACUGUCAGGGGACAGCAUGUCAGUAUGUAGCCUCGUGGCACUACCACCCAGAUUACGUCGACUUCUCCAUUGAACGAGUAAUACUGGGGGGAGGGGGAGGACAAAAAUGGGUGGCUAUAGGGUUCUCUGAUGACAAGAAAAUGGGUCAUGAUGACGUUUUACACUGUAUAAGUGAUGCUGCUGGUCAUGUGAUGGUGGGAAGGUCAUUCAACUUGGAGACCAGUAAUCAGCCGAUCCAUAAUCCACAUGAGGGUAUAUCUAGAACCACCGGAUCAUACAGAGAUGGAGUAUUCAGGUGUUCCUUUAGAUACUCCCAGGUAUCUGACCAGAGCAACAAAAGGAAGAGACAGGCCACCACACGACCAAUGAUAGAUCUAAGUCAUCAUCGUCACAUCAUGCUGGGGGACGGACAAGCAUUCGGAGAUAUGCUAGGGAUGCAUACAGUGAAUCCUGUUGUUACACCACAUUCAGUGGACAUCAGAUCCACAAAUAUAAUUGGUGAUGUGGCUAGGUAUCCACUUGUUAAAGUUCAUGGUUGCCUGAUGAUUCUGGCCUGGAUUUUUUGUACUGGUGUUGGUCUGAUUUUUGCUCGUUUCUACAAGCCUGUCUGGUCUGAUCGCACCAUCCUUGGACUCAAAGUCUGGUUUCAGUUCCAUCGUGGUCUUAUGGUGACAACUCUGGUCUUGACUCUGGUUGGAUUCAUCAUCAUAUUUGUGGAAGCCAAUGGUUACAGCAAAAUUUCUGCUCCAAUUGGCAAGGCUUACUUACAGAGUCAUCCUAUACUUGGUAUUAUCGUCACCAUCUUAGUAGUGGCCAAUCCCGUUAUGGCACUGUUUCGGCCCGGCCCAAAAGACAAAAAUCGUCCAAUUUUUAACUGGGCCCACUUAGCUGUGGGCAUGGCUGCUCAUAUACUUGCAGUUAUCACUAUUUGUUUUGGUGUUGAGCUACAAAAGGUUGGGGCACCCAAAUACACAGUCUACGUUGUGGUAGGAUAUAUUGUUUACCACAUCCUGAUGGAGAUAAUGCUAAAAUUAUACGACUUAUUUGCUGAUAGGCAAAACACAGCUAGAAUAGAACAGAUGGAGAUGAAAAAUGGAAAUGGAACAACAUUAAAUGGAAAUUCCUUUAGACCAGAGGAACCAAAACGAGAUCCAAAGGACAGUACCAUUAAGAAGCUUCUCCUUGUAUUCCAUGUUGCCAUAGUAUUUGCUUUCACACUAACCUUGUUGCUAUUAGUAACACAGUACUGAUAACAUUAUGAGAUUGCUGGAAAAUUUCACGUUAUAGAUUAAGCCAGUUUACAUACGGGGAAAAAGCAACGUGACCAUAAAUCUGACAUCAGAUGCUUACUAUGCAUUUGUUAAGUCAGUUAACCAGGCUUUCCCAAGUGUGUAAAACUUAAACAAGUACUUUGUGCCAAUUACCGAUUUUAUUAUAUAAUGAAAAUGAAUAUAUAUGUAUACAUAUAUGUACUACCACCUGGAGAUUUAAGAUAUGGCAAAAAUGUAUAUCCUUAUAAAAAAAAGUCUGCAGUAUUUGAUUUAUAUACCAUUUCUAUGCUGAGUACUUACAUGUAGCACGGAGAGUUUUUUUUAUGAGUUCAGCAUAACCUCUGACUUCAAAUCCUUCUUCAUAUGUAGAUGUUUACAGGGUCAUCUCCCUUAUUGUUAAUGUACUUGGUAAAAUUCCUGCCAUUUUCGGUUCUAUAUUGAGCUGUGUAUGUUAUGUGCCUUUAUCAUCACUUUGUAUACUUGUAUGAGGGGACAAGUAGACACUAUUAUUUUAUAACAUGACACAAAUUUAGGGAUUGUGGGCUUUAUUGUGAUAAAAAUUGUCUUGAACAUUGUAAAACAGUUGGCAAGUUAUGUAGGCUGCCGUGAAUGGAGACCAUACUUCAUUUUGUUCAUAUUAAAUUAUUAGAUUUCCAUAUUGUCAGCACCGACAAAGAAAGCUGCCAUCUGUGUUCACACUUGUAUAUUGUCUAACACUUACUUGCUUACAUUAAUUGCAUCAUCAUUUCAAACAUUCUCAAUACUUUUUUAAUAUUUCAGAUAUUUCAUUUUUGUUAUUUUUCACAUGAACUUCAUUAAAUAUAUUUUAACUUGUAUGCUGUAAUAUUUACAGGUAUUUUCUAUUCAUUCUUUGUUAUUUUUUGCAAGAACUUCAUUACAUGUAUCAUAAACAAUUUUAUCCCAUGUUUACCCCUUUAUCCCGUGGAUAUGACUUAUUGGAUAAUUUUUUCCUAUUCCACAGUUAAGUGCAGUUGUGACGUCACAAUGGUUUUUGCGUUAGCGUGAUGAAGUAAAAUAAAGUGGAGUCCUAUAUAAAACAGUGUCAAACAUUGGUUGUGAAGUAUUGAACAUGGGAUAAAAAGAAUCUCCCAUGAUUUGUAGUUGGAUACAACUUUUAUCCAACUCGUGUGUUUUUAUCCCCUCGC
Messenger RNA from Saccostrea echinata, 3549 nucleotides. RefSeq names its product putative ferric-chelate reductase 1. Bases 287 to 2362 code for a protein of 691 amino acids. Gene Ontology annotation, molecular function: oxidoreductase activity, acting on metal ions. The transcript is spliced from 16 exons. NCBI's taxonomy places the organism in Eukaryota, Metazoa, Mollusca, Bivalvia, Ostreida, Ostreidae. The record is from RefSeq and is a predicted model, not a curated record.